AUGGAUAUUGAUCAAGAAACGCAGCCUGCUCAGCUGGCUCUAUCGUCUCUGGCCAAAGGGAAAGGAAAGGCUGUCGACCGGCAGGAAGAUGAGAAUUUGCCAUGGGUUGAGAAAUAUCGUCCGGUGACAUUGGACGACGUUGUUUCACAUAAGGAUAUCACGAGCACUAUUGAGAAAUUUAUUGAGAAGAACCGACUGCCGCAUCUCUUGUUCUAUGGACCUCCCGGUACUGGAAAGACGUCGACGAUCUUAGCUGUGGCACGCCGAAUAUAUGGCCCAGGGUUCCGAAAACAAAUACUGGAGCUAAAUGCAUCAGAUGAUCGUGGAAUCGACGUUGUGCGCGAGCAGAUCAAGCAAUUCGCCGAGACACGCACUCUAUUUGCGAAAGGCUACAAACUCAUCAUUCUCGAUGAAGCCGACAUGAUGACGACCGCUGCCCAAGCUGCAUUGCGCAGGGUAAUUGAGCAGUACACGAAAAACGUCCGAUUUUGCAUUAUUUGUAACUACGUCAACAAGAUCAUCCCCGCUAUCCAGAGUCGGUGUACACGAUUUCGGUUCUCGCCUUUACCAAUACCCGAAGUUGAGAAGCGUGUCGACCACGUCGUUCAGUCAGAACAGGUGAACCUGACUGAAGACGGAAAGAAAGCACUCCUGAAGCUGUCAAAAGGGGACAUGCGAAGAGCGCUGAACGUUCUUCAGGCAUGUCACGCAGCAUAUGAUCUCACAAGCGAAAUGGAGGUAUAUACCUGCACCGGUAAUCCACAUCCCUCAGACAUCGAAACCGUCGUCCAUUCCAUGAUGGCGGACGAGUUCACAACCUCAUACCAAAUGAUCAGUGCUCUGAAAACCGAACGUGGUCUUGCACUUCAAGAUCUUUUGGUAGGAGCGUAUGAAUACAUUGAGACCAUUGAGUUGCCCCCCGCGGCGCGAGUUUAUCUAUUGGAUCACCUUGCCACGACAGAACAUCGCCUAGCCGGAGGCGCGAGCGAAAAAAUGCAACUAACUGCUCUGCUGGGCGCAUUCAAGAACGCAGUGGAACUGACGCAGAAAGACACAUAA
This is a messenger RNA of Heterobasidion irregulare TC 32-1, 1059 nucleotides long. RefSeq lists its product as uncharacterized. NCBI's taxonomy places the organism in Eukaryota, Fungi, Basidiomycota, Agaricomycetes, Russulales, Bondarzewiaceae. Gene Ontology annotation, cellular component: Ctf18 RFC-like complex; DNA replication factor C complex; nucleus. Gene Ontology annotation, molecular function: ATP binding; ATP hydrolysis activity; DNA binding. The record is from RefSeq and is a predicted model, not a curated record. The transcript has 7 exons. Gene Ontology annotation, biological process: DNA-templated DNA replication; DNA repair. Bases 1 to 1059 code for a protein of 352 amino acids.